Messenger RNA from Suncus etruscus (white-toothed pygmy shrew), 1341 nucleotides. It is a transcript of the gene TBX20, whose product is annotated as T-box transcription factor 20. NCBI's taxonomy places the organism in Eukaryota, Metazoa, Chordata, Mammalia, Eulipotyphla, Soricidae. The record is from RefSeq and is a predicted model, not a curated record. Gene Ontology annotation, cellular component: nucleus. The transcript has 8 exons. Gene Ontology annotation, molecular function: RNA polymerase II cis-regulatory region sequence-specific DNA binding; DNA-binding transcription factor activity, RNA polymerase II-specific. Bases 1 to 1341 code for a protein of 446 amino acids. Gene Ontology annotation, biological process: regulation of transcription by RNA polymerase II; cell fate specification; positive regulation of DNA-templated transcription.
AUGGACUUCACGUCGUCGCCCAAACCCCAGCUGUCCUCUCGGGCCAACGCCUUCUCCAUCGCCUCGCUGAUCGCCAGCGGCGGCUCCAAGGACAAGGAGGCGGCCGAGAGCACCAUCAAACCCCUGGAACAAUUUGUUGAAAAGUCCUCCUGUGCCCAGCCUCUUGGGGAACUGACCAGCCUGGACGCCCAUGGGGAGUUUGGCAGUGGUGGCAGCAGCUCCCCCUCUUCUGCUCUCUGCACGGAGCCGCUAAUCCCGACGACCCCCAUCAUCCCCAGUGAGGAAAUGGCCAAAAUCUCCUGCAGCCUGGAGACCAAGGAGCUCUGGGACAAAUUUCACGAACUAGGCACAGAGAUGAUCAUCACGAAGUCCGGCAGGAGGAUGUUUCCCACCAUCCGGGUGUCGUUUUCGGGCGUGGAUCCUGAGGCCAAGUAUAUAGUGUUGAUGGACAUCGUGCCUGUGGACAACAAAAGGUACCGCUACGCCUACCACCGCUCUUCCUGGCUGGUGGCCGGCAAAGCGGACCCUCCGCUUCCAGCCAGGCUUUAUGUGCAUCCUGAUUCUCCUUUCACUGGCGAGCAGCUCCUCAAACAAAUGGUGUCCUUUGAAAAGGUGAAACUCACUAACAAUGAAUUGGAUCAACAUGGACAUAUAAUUUUGAACUCUAUGCAUAAGUACCAGCCUCGAGUACACAUCAUUAAGAAGAAAGACCAUACAGCCUCCUUGCUCAAUCUGAAGUCUGAAGAGUUCAGAACAUUCAUCUUCCCAGAAACAGUCUUUACAGCAGUGACUGCCUACCAGAAUCAGCUGAUCACCAAGCUGAAAAUAGAUAGCAACCCUUUUGCCAAAGGAUUUCGGGACUCUUCCAGGCUCACUGAUAUUGAGAGGGAAAGUGUUGAAAGCCUGAUUCAGAAGCAUUCUUAUGCCCGCUCACCCAUCCGUACCUAUGGAGGAGAAGAAGAUGUGCUGGGGGAUGAGGGUCAGACGGCACAAAAUCGAGGAUCAGCUUUUACAACAUCUGAUAACUUGUCUCUGAGCUCCUGGGUAUCCUCUUCAUCCAGUUUUCCUGGAUUUCAACAUCCACAGUCCCUGACUGCUCUUGGUACCAGCACAGCAUCCAUAGCAGCACCCAUUCCUCACCCCAUCCAGGGUUCUCUGCCUCCAUAUAGCCGACUUGGGAUGCCUUUGACCCCAUCAGCCAUUGCCAGCUCCAUGCAAGGAAGUGGCCCAACAUUUCCUUCCUUUCACAUGCCCAGGUAUCAUCACUACUUCCAGCAGGGCCCUUAUGCUGCUCUCCAGGGACUGCGCCAUUCUUCUGCUGUGAUGACACCAUUUGUAUGA